AUGGUUGGCAUGGGGAGACUUAAACUACUGGAUAGUUUAAACAGACGGUACCUAUAUGGCUAUGUUCCCAUACUGCAUUUGUUACUCUUCGUUAUCGAGAUGGCAAUCACCAUGAGGUUGGCAUCGAAAUUCAACUCUUACUAUGCCGAGAGACCAGGUAUUACACUCGCUACACCGCCUGGCUUCGAAGCUCAAGUACUGAUCAUACCGUCUCUAUUAGUUCUAACGACAAUGGUAACCAACGCAGUUCUUGGCGGAAUAGCGGACACCGUUGCACAGUCGAUAACGGCAAUCCGUUCACGGAUAGAAUACAAUCGCCGUAACCGCCGAUCUGGUGACGACCUUAUGUCUAUAGAGAUACAAGAUCUACAAAAGGAAAAGAAACCCCCGAUCAGCGAGCUCGGAUACCCCGGCCGGAUGCCAGCCCCAUUUGAUUUCGAGCGGCUUACACGCUUCAUGGCAUACGGUUUCUUUAUGGCUCCAGUCCAAUUUCAAUGGUUUGGCUUCCUUUCGAGAGCCUUCCCAGUUACAAAGCAGCAUGCAACUCUUCCUGCGAUGAAGCGCGUGGCGAUGGAUCAACUUAUCUUCGCUCCGAUUGGUCUCGUUUGCUUCUUUACAUUUAUGACUGUUGCAGAGGGUGGCGGGCGUCGUGCGAUCAGCAGAAAACUACAAGAUGUCUACAUUCCUACUCUAAAGGCCAACUUCAUUCUCUGGCCAGUAGUGCAAAUUCUUAAUUUUAGGCUGAUGCCAAUUCAGUUCCAGAUAGUAAGUGACACUAUUUAUUCCCCUGUAGCACAGCUGUGGCUGAAAUGGUCUCUAAUGCCUCAAAAACAGCCGUUUGUUUCGUCGAUUGGCAUUGCCUGGACAGCCUACCUAUCUCUCACGAAUUCGUCGGACGAGGAAUAA
Molecule: messenger RNA, 906 nt
Organism: Ophidiomyces ophidiicola
Lineage: Eukaryota; Fungi; Ascomycota; Eurotiomycetes; Onygenales; Onygenaceae
Exons: 4
Coding region: 1-906 (301 amino acids)
Cellular component (GO): cytoplasm; membrane
Source: RefSeq, a predicted model, not a curated record